Acanthochromis polyacanthus (spiny chromis) is the source of this 7292-nucleotide messenger RNA. RefSeq lists its product as uncharacterized. NCBI's taxonomy places the organism in Eukaryota, Metazoa, Chordata, Actinopteri, Pomacentridae. The transcript is spliced from 4 exons. Bases 4646 to 6205 code for a protein of 519 amino acids. The record is from RefSeq and is a predicted model, not a curated record.
GCAAAAAAGCUAACUUGUAUUUUUUGGCCUAAAACAGUAAUUUAUGUUGGUAAAACUUAAAAAUAUAAAUUAUUGAUAUUCAAGAUAAUAAUCUGAGUUAGCACAACAAAGCAAGACAGUUGUAUGUUCCAAAAUAAUUUGGUGAGUUGUUAACACUUAAAUCUUUACGUUGUGGUUCAAUACAAGGGACAACAGUUCUGCCAACUCAUUUUUCUUUGUUGUGAAAUGCGGGAAAGCCAACUUUCCGAGUUGACAUUUUUCACUUGAAGUAUUCUGGCGGUGUGCUGCUGCAAGGAGCUGGAGUGCUGCUGUCUCGGGCUGAAGUCCGCACAGGUAAGUUUUAAACAACUUUUAAUUUAAUUUAUUUUAACGUUAAAUCAUACGGGAAUUUUAUUUUGAGUUGUGUCGUAAUGGAGAAAGUGACCUACACAUUUUCAACAUUUAAACACACGGCUUUUCAGUCCUUAGCAGUUAGCUGCUAACUGAUGCUAGCAAGGCCACGGCAGUUAAGCCAGUAACAUUAGCUUGUUUGGGCAAAUCCUAUUCAAAUAUGACAGCAUGGUAUCUUCUGACUGGUUGGUAUUGUGUUAAUUCAUGCUCAACUCAAAAUUGUGGUCUCAACGUCAGCCGAAACUUUAUCUCAUCUUUCAUAAAUGUUGAAGAUGUUAUUAGACAGGGUAAUAACAGUCAUGCUCGGUCUCUGCUCCCAGACAGCAGCAGGUGAGCAGGCUGUUACGUGGGGACAGAGAGAACCGAGCUCGACACAUGCUGCGGCUCAAUCCACUGUGUAGUAAGUUAGAUAUAGGCAGACAUAGGUGGGCAUGUAAAAAAUAUUCACUUCAGCAAUGCUUUCCCUCAGGUAUGUUUAUGGGGAUGUGACGGUCAGACCAUCGACUGUGUGUGUGUGUGUCCGCACGUGUGUAUGUGGGGUGCGUUCGCAGAGAGACGGCAGAAGGGUGGGGGCCCUGUGAUUAUCGAAUAGUAUUUUUGCUUGAAAUGCACAUCCCUACUUCUUAAUGUUUAAUGUUACGUCAGACUGAGUUAAAUAAAUCACCAUACUACUGUGAUUUAAGUAUUAAAAUAAUAAGAUGUAGGGCAAUUCAUAUCAGAUUCAAUAUCAUCAUAAUAGUGUAGUGGCAGGAAAGGCCAAUUCACCUGUAGCCUGUCAAUUAUUGUGUUGGUCAUACUAUACCGAGACCCAUAAGUUACUGUGUAUCUGUGGAUUCAAAAAAGUUUAAGUUAAAUUUUUAAUUUUGAAUUUCCAUUCCUCGUCCUGGUUAUACUGAAUCAUGGUGUUUGAAAACGUUGAAAUGCAUGUAUUUGGCUCAAUUUUAUAUUGACUGCUGACUUAUGUGACUGUCCGGGUUUGUUGAGUAGUCUCCCUAAUUACUAAGUUAAUUGAAAUUCAUCUUCACAACAGCAAAAUGUUUUAAAAAUUAAAAAUUAGAAUAUUAUAUUGUUAGUCUUGUCAACUAUAGUCUCUAGUCUAUUGUUUACAUGAUUGUCAUUAAAUUGAUAACAUGUUAAAAUUCUUCCCAACUGCUUUGCUAAUUCCCAGCAAAUUCUCAUCUUUGUUUUUCAGACUGAAAUGAAUGCAGUGCAAAUUGUGCAAGUUUGCCCAUGCCGUUGAAGCUGUUCUGCUGAAACACUAUCGACUGCAUCACAGAGGUUCAACCUGGCCUUGCAUCCACAGGGACUGCUGUUGCACUUUUAGAACCAUUAGUGCUUUGAAAUCACAUCUUUCAAGAUUGCACAGGACUGUCCAAAGGCAAGACAACUUAACAUUUCAGUGCUGGUUGUGUGAAUACAAGGACAUUUGCUGUAAAAAGAAAGUAUUAAUUCAUUUGCAUUAUCACCUUAGACGCAGAGAGAUAGUGUGUUGCCCAUUUGUAGGGUGCGGCUUUAAAACCAACCGCCUUAAUAGUUUUACUGGACAUACAUCACGGGCUCAUAAAAAACAUAAUCUUAGAGAUUUUUUGACACCAGUCAGGGUUGUUAGCGAUUUUCAGUCUAAUGACACAGACCAGCCAUGUAAUGUUGAUCCUGAAGCUGGCGUUUCACUGAGAAGUAGUCCGAGAUUAGAUUCCACAGAAAAAAGCUGAACCUGAUUGUGUUCACAAUGUAGACUCUGAAGUACUUGAGCACAGAUUAGCUUCUCUUUUUCUUUGCAUGCCUUGUCUGCUACAUGUGUCGAAACAUGCAAUACAGGCAAUUAUAGAUGAAUUUAAUGAUAUUUUGUCCCUUUCCAAGUUUCAUACAACUGAAAUUCUCAAGGAGGUAUUUGCGAAACAUGAUAUUGAAGUUGAGGAAGAAGUUAUUCAAGAGAUAAGUAACACUGUGUUCGAAAAAAAUCCAGUACUUGUUACCACAUCAGAAAAAGGUACAUUAUCAACAGAUUAUAGGAGAAACAAAUAUUUCAGGGAGCAUUUCUCUAUCAUUGAACCAACUGAGUUAUUGUAUGACCGGACUUCAAGAAAAGCCUUUGUUUAUGUUUCUGUGAAUCAGGUUAUUGAGCUUUUAUUGAACAGAGCAGAGUUUCUUGAAAAAAUUGUUUUCAGUGAAGAGUCUAUUCCAGGGUUUUACAAGACUUUUCAAGAUGGUUCUUACUUUAAGAAAAAUUUUGGAGGUCUAUACAUAGAUGAUUUUGAGUUGUGUAACCCGUUAGGCACGUCAAAGAAAAUUCAUAAAAUAACAGCUGUUUACUGGAUUAUUCUUAAUUUACCCUCAAAGUUUCGUUCCACUUUACACUCAAUUCAUCUAGCUCUUCUUGGAAAGACUUGUGAUGUUAAGCAGUUUGGUUUUGAAAAGUUUUUCAGUCCUUUAAUUAAGGAUUUAAAGUCACUGGAACAAACAGGGAUCUUUGUGCAAACUCUUAACAACUACGUAAAAGGUUCAGCAUUUUGUGUCUGUGCAGACAGUUUAGGAGCUCAUGCACUUGCCGGUUUUCAGGAGAAUUUCAAUGUAAAGAAUUUUUGUAGAUUUUGUUUAACAAAUCGGGGUGAAAUAGCAACUACUGCAAUUUCUGAUUUUCAGCUAUGCUCCAGAGAACAGCACGAUACAUGUCUGCUAAAACUUCGUCUUGAAAAUGUUCCACAUGUAAAUGGUGUUAAAAAUGAAUGUGUUUUAAGUAAGCAUCUGUCAUAUUUUCACCCUGUCACUGGCUUCCCCCCAGACAUAUUACAUGAUUUUUUUGAAGGUGUUAUACCUGUUGAACUGUCUUUAUGCCUGAAAAACUUUAUUUCAAAAGGCUAUAUUACUUUGGACAGACUGAAUAGCCUAAUCAAUUCAUUUCCAUACAAAUAUUCUGACAGGGUGAAUAAAACCAAAGGCAGUUUCUAAAGCAAAUCUUGAAAAGGGCAGCAUAGGUGGCAAUGGCCACAAAAAUUGGUCUUUAUUACGAUUCCUCCCUCUUCUCAUCGGGAAGAGUGUGCCAGAACAAGAACCUGCAUGGGAAAUACUGAUGGACCUCAAAGAAAUAGUCGAAAUUGUUGUCUCACCUGUUAUUUCAGAGGAAAUCUUGCACUACCUGGAGGUCAAGUUGUCUGAUCACAGAAGCCUGCUCACAGACACUUUUCCUGAUUUUAGCUUGCGCCCAAAGCACCACUUUGCUGACCAUUAUCCUUACCUUCUACGCUGUUUUGGUCCAUUGGUGGAAUUAUGGACGAUGAGGUUUGAAUCCAAACACAGCUUCUUCAAGAAGACCAUGCAUGAUGUUCAAAACUUUAAAAAUGUACUCCUCACGCUGUCCGUAAAACACCAACAGAUGAUGGCAUGCCAGUUUGAUAGCCAGAGUCUUUUCAAGCCAAUGUUACAUGUGGAGAAAGUAACUGACAUCAAAAUAUCUUCUUUGGAUGCUGACCUGCACACAGUGAUUAAGAGAAAGUAUCCACAUCUUGAAACUGUGUCCCUUUCUAAAGACAUUUAUUUUCAUGGGACCCGAUAUGUGGAGGGUAUGAUUCUGUCAUCUGGACACUGCAGUGGUCUGCCAGAAUUCUACAAAAUCGUGACCAUAGUGGUUAACCCUGAAAAAGUAGCCUUUGUUGGCAAAAAGCUCACAUCUUGGUACCUCGAACAUUUUAGGUCUUUUGAGCUUGUGGAGAGCAUCUACGCAGACACUGAAAUUUUUGAUCCUCAGGCUCUCAACCACUAUCAUCCAUUGGUUGCAUACACAGUGGGAGGGAAGGUGCUGGUGACUCCAAAAGUGUGCCUGCUCCAUUGAAGUGACACAGAAUGGCAAGUGAACCCCGAUUAAAUGUUGCUCUAGCACACUCUCAUUCUGACCCUCCCAUUGCUCCCAUUCAAGCAAGAUGCAGUCUGUCAUAUUAUUUUGAUAUUUUUUUCUGUUUUACUUACUGAGUUGAUUUCCUGAUUCGUUUCACUUGUGUCUUGUUUCGUUUACCAGUGUCCUGUUUGACACCCCCAGCUGGACCAGCGUGCUCUGCUUAUGGACAUUGUUUUUUGUAUUUAUAUUGGAUCUGCUUACUAGAACGACAUAAACAUUUAUAAUAAUAGAUUGCUUUGCAGGUAGAACUAACACCGUCUAAAAACUUGUUACAUUAUUUAUAAAUUUAACUUGUCUUGUUUCAUACCCUUUGUAACUUAACUCUUCUGUGUUUUAUCCUUGUUUUUUGUGACACAGGCUGAAAUGCUGCUGCUUGUAAAAAUCUCCCCACGAAUGUCCCGUAAAGUGGCGAUACCCGAGGUACCUGAAUCAGUUGAAGAGUUGCAAAAUAUUCUUAAGGAAAAACUUGAACUUCAAGGUAGCUUCACACUACAAUAUGAGGACUCAGACUUUAAUAAUGCUCUGUGUAAUUUGAUUGACAUCCAUGAUUUGCCACCUGAGCGUGCUAUAUUGCACAUUCUUUGGGAUGAGACAUCUCCACUUGUUCAGCAAGAGUCAGCCUCUGUUGGUUCAGAGUCUUCCCUGGACACAGCCAGUUUAUCCAGCGGAGAGUCACUCCAGAGUCCCUCAGCUUUCAUCAGGAACCAUCCGCGAAGUGUCUCAGAGUGGCCUUCACCUUUUUCCAUCCCGUCCUUCUCCUACGAUGUGGAGUUGAAGUUGCGCAAAGGCAGUGAGGCAUAUGAACAAACCAAGAAAGGUAUCACCUUAACAAGAGACAUGAAGAUGGACAUUUUGGACAAGAUUGCUCAUGCAGUUUUUGAAGUGAAAGCCUAUCCUGAUCAAGACCAGAUUGAGUCAGUUGCUUCUGCUCUCAUCAGUAGACACCCCUGCCUUCGAGAACCAGGCAGUGAAACAGGGUAUGACGGAUGGAAAACAAGCAUAAAAUACAAACUUGGCAAUUACAGGUCCAAACUGCGUCAGGCAGGCUGUACUGAGGUUAGCAUUAACCAGAAAAAGAGGGGCAGUGAAGAUGAUGGUACAAGUCCUUCUCUGAAGAGAGCAAAGAGAGGUGAGAUUAACCAUGUCCCUGACCAUCCAGAAAACUACAAUGAUGACUCACUGGAGGAUGAAAGAUUGGUUCUGGUUGAGGAGUUCAAGAAGAAGAAUAAGAAUGUUGCACUCAUCAAACAAAAGAUGGAGCUGACUUUCUCCUUGAGGCGCAGGGAGAUCGUUGAGUUGCAGCCUAUGGUCUCAGAGGUUCUGGAACGUUGGCCUGCUCUGUUUUGUGAGGCAGAGAUUAGGGAAGAGUUUUAUCGGAUCACAAACAAGAACCUAAUGGACAACUUCAAAGAAGCCCUUGAUCAACACACCUGGAGGCUCCUGAGACUCUAUCGGGCGAGAAGGACAGCUUUUUCGUCUGAGAUGGAGCAGGUCCUUAACAGUCUGGAUCAAGAGACAUCUGACAUCACUGCACAUCGUCAAACUGCAGCCUUAAAGGGCCUUCCCUUGUAUCUCCGUGACAGUCAUCAGAAGCUCUUCAGGAACUGUCUUGACACUGACCCAGAAGUGGAGCAGACGAAGGGCCUCACUGUGGGUAUCCUCACUGUGCUGGAGGAUGAUGACAGCAGGGCUCCUCAAAGUGUCGUGAGUGUUGCUGUUGUUGUGGAGGAAGAGAUUGUCCUUCAAGAUCUCCCUGACCUGCCAACUGCUUUUGCUUACCUCUUUGGACUGAUCUAUGCUUUAAACCUCAAGUACCCAAAGGAUCUCAGGUACACAUUUGAAACUGUUCAGAAGGUUUUCAUGGAACUUGGUACAGACCUCUCUGCAAGGGUCAGAUCUCUCAAAAACAAACUCCUUCAGUGAAUCCACAAAUUCUGGAUCUGGAAUUGUUGACCUCUAAAAGUUCCCUUCUGUCCAGCCAACACCAUGUUUUAUGCUUUAGAUCUGUAGUUGUGUAUCAUACGGGUUCUGUAUGGUCUUGUAUGCAUGACUUAUGCUUGAUAUUUUGAGACCAGAAGUUAUGGCAUUUGGUAACCUUGUUAACAAAUUUAGAUUCAUAGUUGUAUGUCAUACAGGUUCUGUAUGGUCUUGUAUACAUGACUUAUGCUUGAUAUUUUGAGACCAGAAGUUAUUGCACUUGGUAUAUUUAGAUUCAUACUUGUGUAUCAUAUGGGUUCUGUAUGGUCUUGUAUAAAUGACUUAAGCUUGAUAUUUUGAGACCAGUAACCCUAUGGUGCUCAGUGACCUUGUUAACAGAUUUAUUAGAUUCAUAGUUGUGUAUUAUACUGAUUCUGUAUGAUCUUGUAUACAUGACUCGUGUUUGAUCUGUUAUUCAGUCUCAAAGUUUAAAAGUAGACAGUGUAGCACAAGUAAACAGCUACUACUGGGACAAUUGGGUCUCAUUAGUUUGCAUGUACUUGGCCCUGUUGGAAGAGAUUUGAUGCUGGUAGUUUAAAUAAAACAAAUGUUCUGAAUGUAUAUGUUGCAUCUGUAAUUAUUUAUACAUUUGAUUAUGCAUCAUUGGUUCUAAAUUACAAAUUUGAACUACAUUAUAAACUAAACUUAUUUAAAGCAGUGUGCAAGUUUAAAUUUCUCUUGAAUUAUUCUUUUAUAUACUGAUUUAACCCAAUUAAAGUGCAUUCUGUGUAAGAACUUGCAGUAGAGUCAUUACAAUGUAAAAUUAUUAGUAAGUACAAUUUACAGGACAGUUAGUAGAAGUAAGGAUGAAGUGUUAUUGCAAUGUAAAGUAUUAAGUUAGAAUUUAGAGUGAGUAAUAAGUGAGUAGAGAGAGUAAGCACAAAUCACAAUAAAAAGUUAUUACAGUGUAAAAUUAUAAGUGAGUCCAACUUGGGGGAAAGUUAGCUGAAGUAAAGAUUAAAAGUUUUUAAAGUGUAAAAUUAUAAGUUAGCAGAACUUACUGUUAAGUUGAUAAAAAUCAAAAGUCAGAGUU